AUUAGACAAAUCACGUGCGAGCGUCCCCUUAUAAAGACGUAGCAAGAGCUAGGGUUUUAUAAAGUCUCCGGAGUCGCUGCUUCUCCCUUCACCACUCAGUAGCGGCAGCCUGAAAAUCCUGUUCUUUCGUCUUCUUUCUUCAGGAAGUUUUUUCUCAGCGAGGACAAAGAUCUAACCAACCAUGAGUAAGCUGUCGAGUGAUGGGCUGAGGGAAGCCAUUUCUCAGAUUAAGACGAACUCUGAGACAAAGAAGAGGAAGUUCACUGAGACAGUGGAGCUUCAGAUUGGUCUGAAGAACUAUGACCCCCAAAAGGACAAGCGUUUCAGCGGUUCUGUCAGGCUUCCACACAUUCCUCGUCCUAAGAUGAGGGUUUGCAUGCUUGGAGAUGCCCAGCAUGUGGAAGAGGCAGAGAAGAUGGGUUUGGAUUAUAUGGAUGUGGAGAGCUUGAAAAAGCUGAACAAGAACAAGAAACUUGUGAAGAAGCUUGCCAAGAAAUACCAUGCCUUUUUAGCUUCUGAAGCUGUCAUUAAGCAGAUUCCUCGUCUUCUUGGCCCUGGUCUUAACAAGGCCGGUAAGUUUCCAACCUUGGUGAGUCACCAGGAAUCUCUGGAGGCAAAACUUAACGAGACCAAAGCUAUGGUGAAGUUCCAACUUAAGAAGGUUCUUUGCAUGGGUGUUGCUGUCGGGAAUCUCGCUAUGGAGGAGAAGCAGAUUUUCCAGAAUGUACAACUCAGUGUCAAUUUCUUGGUUUCAUUGUUGAAGAAGAACUGGCAGAAUGUGAGGUCCUUGAACUUGAAGAGUACGAUGGGGAAAGCUAUCCGUAUCUACUAAGUUAAUCUUUAUCAGAAACUUUCCAAGUGAAGGAAGCGUCAGCGGAACUUUUUUUUAAAGACAUUUAUGCAUACCUUUCGGUGUUCUAUUUUGUUUUCGAUGACUUUGAUUUCGUUGUUAAACCAUAAUUUAGUACUCGAUGUUGCUCUGGAUGAAUGCUUUUGGAAAAUUUUGAAGGAAAGCCUUUUCUUUCUCGAUUAUGAAUGAAUACAGGGAGUGUGUGAUCUCA
Molecule: messenger RNA, 1061 nt
Organism: Pyrus x bretschneideri (Chinese white pear)
Lineage: Eukaryota; Viridiplantae; Streptophyta; Magnoliopsida; Rosales; Rosaceae
Product: 60S ribosomal protein L10a
Exons: 6
Coding region: 182-832 (216 amino acids)
Biological process (GO): translation
Cellular component (GO): large ribosomal subunit
Molecular function (GO): structural constituent of ribosome; RNA binding
Source: RefSeq, a predicted model, not a curated record